Molecule: messenger RNA, 5883 nt
Organism: Microtus oregoni (creeping vole)
Lineage: Eukaryota; Metazoa; Chordata; Mammalia; Rodentia; Cricetidae
Product: zinc finger protein OZF-like
Exons: 7
Coding region: 782-2593 (603 amino acids)
Biological process (GO): regulation of transcription by RNA polymerase II
Cellular component (GO): nucleus
Molecular function (GO): RNA polymerase II cis-regulatory region sequence-specific DNA binding; DNA-binding transcription activator activity, RNA polymerase II-specific
Source: RefSeq, a predicted model, not a curated record
GCUCAGGUAAACAGCUAGGUUCUGGCCUUGGUAGACUCCUCUGUGCCACACUCUCCUGAGAACUUUGGCUUAGAAAGUCGCAGCCUGGCGUUGUGCUGACGCAAUCUCUCGGGCUGCGAGUUUGGUGCCGGCUUCCUGGAGUGGGUGCGAAAUAGGAAGGGGAGAGUCGCGAUCCUCGGAAGCGGGACCCGAACCCCUUUGCUCGCUGGAAGCAGAAAUAUAGGUGGAUCUUGGUGGGACUGAGACGCAGUGCGAGGGCAGGCCGGAGCGGGUCUGGAAGGAGACUGCGGGACCCACCGUGCCCAAUCGGAUCAGACGACCUGGACAGUGCUUUCACGGUUGCUGGUCAGAAGACUGCCCUAGGAGGUGUCCGGGUCUGUGACCCCAACAGAGGGCCAUUACAGAAGCUCUGCCAAGAAGGUCGAUAUCUGGACUGGUCUCCACUGGGAAGUUUCUGUAUUUUCCUGCCUUCAGUGAUGAAUGAGGUUUGAUUCAUCAGUGUUUUGAGACUGCUUCAUUCAGGGUGUUCUGUCUCACAUUUAGUGGUUCCUGCUGAGUCUUCUCAAAGCUCUGUUUUCAUCAAGCUGGCACCAAAGCUCUUCACAGCACACCUGUGCCUAGUAGCUAAUUGCAUAGUGUUUUGAGCGGAGAAUCUAGGACCAAACCAUGGAUACCCUCUCACUUUCAUGACUCUACCUUGGUCUCCUUUUCUCAACUGUGCUUCUGGUAUCACCUGUGUGUUUUCGAGGGCAAAAACACAAACAAGCAGCUUACAGACAUCAUGAAUGAAUGUGUGGAUUUGGUGUCAUUUGAGGAUGUCACUGUGAACUUCACCUGGGAGGAGUGGCAGAAUCUCGAUGAUGCUCAGAGGGUGCUGUACAGGAAUGUGAUGCUGGAGACAUACAGCAGCCUGGUGUCACUGGGACAAUGCAGCCCUAAACCCGAGUUAAUCUUUAGAUUGGAACAGGGAGCAGAGCCAUGGACAGCAGACGAAUCUACAAACCAGAGUAUGUCAGGCUUCUACAGUGUGGACGGCACAGUUGAGACCAACCAGAAAUGUGAAGACAGACAUUUAUGGCAAGUUACUGCCAAUAGCCACAAUAGAGCAACUGAGGAAACAGAUGGAUUAGAAAACACUUUUUAUUUUUGCUCCAUGAAAAUUUCAAAUUUUGCUGUAAAUAAUAGAGAAUGUUCAGGAGUGAAGCCUGAGGAGUUGAAUGGAUAUGAGAAUACAUGUCUUCCUUCUGAGUCUCAUGGCAUAUACACUUUAAAGCAAUAUAGUGACUGUGGUGUAGCAGGGAAAUCCCUCGGGUGUCCUGAGCAAUUUGGUCAACAUUCCAAGAUUCAAACUGGGCAACAGGAUUUUGAACACAAUGGAAAAGGAAAAGAUACAAAGGAGGCAAAAGUACUGAAAAGAAUUACUCCAUCUAACAGACUUCAAAUGGGACUAACUUUGUAUAAGCAUAAUGAUUAUGAGCAAGUCUCUGUUGAGUCGGAUGUCAUGGUUAAGGUAGGGAAGGCAACUUUUGGUAAAACAUGUAACCUCACUGAACACCAAGAAACAUACUCAGGGAGCAAACCUUGUGAAUGCCUUAAAAGAAAGAAAAUCUUUACUAGCAAAUUAGACCUUUCAGUUCAUCAGAGGACACAUGACCAGAAGAAAGCCCAUGUAUGUAUUCUGUGUGAGAAACUCUUUAGCACUAAAUCCUCCCUUACUACUCAUCAGAGGAUUCACACAGGAGAAAAGCCCUAUGGAUGUAGUAAAUGUGAUAAAAGCUUCAGGCAAAAGUCAGCCCUUGUUGUACAUGAGAGAACUCACACUGGUGAGAAACCCUUUGAAUGUUGUGAGUGUGGUAAAGCCUUCCAGCAUAAGUGGUACCUCAAAAUGCACCAGAGAACUCACACAGGUGAGAAACCAUACGAAUGUCAAGACUGUGGAAGAGCGUUUCUAAAGAAGUCAUACCUCAGAUUGCAUCAGGGAACUCACAAGAGAGAUAAACCAUAUGAAUGCGAAGAAUGUGGAAAAACCUUCCAUAACAGAUCAUACUUCAACAUGCACCUUCGAACUCACACUGGUGAGAAAACCUAUGCAUGCAACGAGUGUGGAAAAGCCUUUUACCAAAAGUCAGACCUCAGGAGGCAUCAGAGAAUCCACAACAGCGAGAAAUCACACAAAUGUAAAGAAUGUGGAAAAGCCUUUCAAAAUAAAUCAUACCUCAAAACUCAUCAGAAAGUUCACACAGGUGAGAGACCAUAUGAAUGUAAACAGUGUGGCAAAGCCUUUCAGAACAAGUCAUAUCUCAACAAGCAUCAGAUAAUUCAUACAGGUGAGAAACCCUACGAAUGUACUAAGUGUGGGAAAACAUUUCAGUGGAAGUUAGUCCUCAGUAAGCAUUAUAGAAUUCACACAGGUGAAAAGCCCUAUGAAUGCAGUCAGUGUGGGAAAAUGUUUGGUUACAAAUCAUCUCUCAUUGUACAUGAGUUGAUUCAUUCUGGGAAGAAACCCUAUGAAUGUAUUGUAUGUAGAAAAACGUUUUCACAGAAAUCAAACCUAAUUAGGCAUCAGAGAACUCAUAGACAUCGGGAUGCAUGAUGGGGAUGGGUACAGAAAGAUGUUUGCCUGACGUUUAAGCCUCAGAAGGUUUGCAGUACUCCAGGAAUUCCCUUGAGUGUGAGUGGGGUAGGUGUUCUUUCUGCAGAACAGUUUUCAGUUAACAUGAGAGGACCUACACAGGGCUGACAAGAAUUAGGAAUGGAUGUGAGGGGGAGUCCCACCAGAACUUGCCCUUAACAUGCUAUGAGAAAACCCACACAAGAGGAAAUUUUAAUAGAUGUAAUACAUGUGGAAAAAUGUCCCACACUACAGAUCUAAACUUGGAAUGCAUCUAAGUAUUUACAUAGGAGGAAACGUGAAUGUAGAGAAUAUAGAAGUUUUUUUUUUUAAUAUUUGUUUAUUAUUUAUUGUGUAUACAAUAUUCUGUGUGUAUGCCUGCAGGCCAGAAGAGGGCACCAGACCCCAAUACAGAUGGUUGUGAGCCACCAUGUGGUUGCUGGGAAUUGAACUCAGGACCUUUGGAAGAGCAGGCAAUGCUCUUAACCUCUGAGCCAUCUCUCCAGCCCCCGAGAAUAUAGAAGUUUUAAACAUGUUUUUCUUCAGUAUAUUUGAGAUAACUCAUACUGGAGAGGAACUCAGUGAGAGCCCUGAGUGUGGUAAAUACUUUUUAUAACAUAAUUGAGAAGAAAAAUCUAUGAAUAUAAUUAAAGUUGAAAACCAUUUUGGCAUCAUUCAUGCCUUAAUAUGCUUGAGAAAGUCCACACUGGUAAAAAUCUCUUCAAGAAAUGUAACCAUUGGAAAAUUAUCUGGAAGUCACUGCUUGUUAAAUAUGAAAUAGUCCUGUGAAGAAGAUCUAUGGGAAUAGGGUUAUUGUGGGAGCUUUCCAGUAGAAAUUCACCACAGCAUGCAUUAGAGAACCUCCUUGAGAGAGGAAAGCCUCCAAUAAUAUUGGAAGCCCAUGAAUUACAGCUAGGCAAGCAUCAGACAGUAUAAUCUAAGGGAAGUCUUAUGGCAUGGAAGAAAUCAAGACCAUCUAGAAAUUAAGCGUUGACAUACAUCACAUAAUGUGUACAGAGAAAUGAUGCCGAGUAGCAGAGUGGCCAUGUGUCCCGCAGAGACCAUUUUCUUAUCUCUGGACAUAGUCUGCAAUUCUCUGCCUCCACCGUAGCCCUUGCAAGUUAAGUGAGCUCUGCUGGGACACUGUGAACUCACUGAUGGCAACCCAAAAAACAGCAGGCAGUUUUUUUCCAGUUUGUGUCAAAGAAAAGCGAAGGUGACCCUAAGGACGUUCUUGCAAAUAAAGGUGGAAGAAAUUUAUUGGCAUUUAAGAAUUGUUUGAAGAAACAGUGAUCUUUCCUCCUUUUUUUGUCCUUUAUGCCUGGCACAUUAGUGUGAAAUAAAUGUAAUGUUUAAUUUCCCCAAGUGUGAUCUGUUCUCAUUGUAUUACUAACAGGUCAUUCUUGACAAUUCAUUUUAUGAAUACAAGGACUCUUUCUGAGGAAUGUGAAUAACUUUGUAUCAGCACAUUCAUACAGAAGAGAAGCCUGCCUUGUCAUUCUUCUUUUCUAGGUUAAUUCUAGAAGAAUCAAUUGUGGAAGAAAAUUACAAUGAAUCAUUUUUGGGAAUGCUUUUUAUCAUGCAGGGGUAUCUCACUGAAGAAAUAAAUUAGAUAAUUGCCAAAUAUUUUUAUAGUGUUUUCAUUUCUAUAAGAAAUUGUAAUGAAGAGAGAUUUACCAAUGUAUAUAUUAUACAUAUGAAUAUGGGUCAUGUUAAACAUUAACUACUUUAACUGCAAAUGCUUGAAUAUUCAAGCAUAAAACAUGAGUGGUGAUACAGUCUUCGAGGAUACAUUUGACUAAGUCUGGAGACAUUCUUGUUUACUUAACUGCAUGUUGGGAGCUGUUGGUUGUCAGCUGCUGGGUAGAGGCCAGGGUUCUGAUACAUUGCUUAAGAAGCAUUGAAUACCCACCUCAGGUUAGAACUUUAUGUUAGAGAUCUUUCUUAAUGAUCCAUUAACUGUGAUAUGAUAAUCCAUACAGCUAAUAUAAUAAAUAUCAUGACAAAUAGUGUGCCCUGUCAUUUCCUAUUGCUUAAUGAAACACUUGAUGUUUAGAACUUUUUCAGGAAAUUAAAUUUAUUUUUAUACGUAAACAUUAGCCCAAGGCGAACACCCCCCCCCCCCCUUGGGUAAAAUCAGAUGGUAUUGGAUCCGCAUCUGAGCCUUGGCUGUAUUCAAACUCAGCCGAGAUAGGCGGGAAGGGGUAAGUGCACUCUGGCCUGAGUACUUGUAUCCUGCUCUCUGUCUCUAGAGCUGGGAAAAUCAGGCGGGGCUGUGUUUAGUACACCGCCUUGGGGCGCCUGGCAACUGGGCCAGGAGCCCGCUGUGAAAAUUGCUUGCAAGUGCCUGGAAGAUCGGACCCUGGCAGUGAGCCGCGAGAUAGGGGGAACAAACUAGGACGUUUGGGGGCUGCUCUCCAUGAGUAGCAGCCCUCAGGAAGAGAGUGUAGUGCGCAUGAGCGGGCAGCUCUCUCAAUCUAAAGUUCAAGCCUGCGCCCAGGGCCCGCCUAGGGGCGGAGGCGUUAGGUCGCCAAAAUGAUGUGGUGUAAUAACCAGGUUAGCUUAAUAUGAAAUAGUAAACUUUAAUGAGGGACUAGCUUACAACACCAGCGAUGAGCAGAAAGUACAAAAAAAGGACCAGGGUGCUCACACUCGCCAGAUUUAUAAGUAAACACUAGCCCAAGGCGAACACGCUCUCUUGGGCUGGGCUUCCCCUACAUAUUUUGAUGAUGGUUUCUUUUUUAGGUUGAAAAUUGAAGAGCAGGUAGGUAGGCUUAUCAUUUUUGCGUCUACUGUGGGUCUACUUUGCUGUUUUGCAAGAUGUUGAAGUGUUGGAAAGGGAGCAAGCUAUGUAUAGAAAAACAGCAAAUGUGCUUUGGUCCCACAUUUAAAAUAGUGCAAAAUUAUGAGACUGAUUAAGAUUAGCAUUAAUUUCUUUUGUGGCAAUUCCCUUGAUCCGGUUACUGUUUUUCCCUCCUGUCAGCAUCAUCGAGCAGAAGUUCAUUCACUUGUCAUCACCACCACACAGUGGACCAAGUUUUACUCAGCACAUAACAUUUUGAAAGGGAUUAUUACACUAAAUGCCACUGCAAGAUCAUAUUGUUUUAAGUAUGAAUCAUAAAAGAGUCAUACCACACAUUUUCUACUAAUGUAUGUAAAAUUUUAAUUUAUUGGGGCUGGAGAGAUGACUCAGAGGUUAAGAGCAUUACCUGUUCGUCCAAAGGUCCUGAGUUCAAUUCCCAGCAACUACAUGGUGACCCACAACUAUCUGU